CGCCUCUGCACUCACUCGUCCAUCUUAACCUGGUGCCGUCAGACCUGCAUGUACUCAGAUGCUCAGUGUGUGAUGAGACUGUUCAAGGCUGGUGUUGACUCAACUGCAUGAUCAUUUCGGAGGAUGUGACGCUGUCGAAGGGUUUUGCAUGACACACACAGGUUCAGCGAUUGAUUUGAAUGUGCUGGACGAAAUAGUUGCAACACCUGUCAACGCAAGGCAGCACCUCCGACUUGACUUCAGCCCAGCAUGAUGAGACAGUUGUACACAUUAUUGAUUUAAUCAAUUAAUCUAGUAAGGAACAGGAUUUGCCUUUAAGCGUCUUCUGGUUGAUAUGGUCCGGAUGUGACGAGUCCCGGUACAGAGGUUUUUGUUCUGUACCUGGCCACGUGUCUAGAUGCAGCUAAAGCAUGCUCUUGGCCCAGAUAAACCGGGACUCGCAGGGAAUGGCGGAGUUUCACGAUGCCGACGGGCAGCCGGUCACUCUCUGUCUGACAGAGGCCGUGACAGUAGCAGAUGGCGAUCAGAUGGAGAGCAUGGACACAGUGAGCCUGCAGGCCGUUACUCUUGCGGAUGGAUCCACCGCGUACAUCCAACACGACUCCAAAGCUUCCUUCGCAGACGGACAGAUCAUGGACGGCCAGGUGAUCCAGCUGGAGGAUGGCUCCGCCGCCUACGUUCAGCAUGUGUCGAUGCCUAAAGCAGGAGGGGACAGUUUACAGCUUGAAGAUGGGCAGGCAGUUCAGCUAGAAGAUGGAACAACAGCCUACAUUCACACACCCAAAGAUACAUAUGACCAUGGCGGCCUGCAGGAGGUGCAGCUGGAGGAUGGGAGCACAGCCUACAUCCAGCACACUGUGCACAUGCCCCAGUCCAACACCAUCCUGGCCAUCCAGGCUGACGGCACCAUCGCAGACCUGCAGGCUGAGGCCACUGCCAUUGACCCAGAGACCAUCAGCGUGCUGGAACAGUACACCAAGGUGGAGAAUAUAGAAAACCCCUUAGGGUCCUUCAGCAGAGUGGAAGCAGACAAUGGUGUUCACAUGCGGAUUGUGUUACAGGGCCAAGACAACAGGCCGGCGAGGGUCUCAAAUGUAGGAGAAAAGUCUUUCCGCUGUGAAUACGAGGGCUGUGGAAAGCUCUACACCACUGCCCACCAUCUCAAGGUCCACGAGCGCUCCCACACUGGAGACAAACCGUACAUCUGUGACUAUCCUGGCUGUGGGAAGAAGUUUGCAACAGGGUAUGGAUUGAAGAGUCACUCACGCACACACACGGGGGAGAAGCCUUAUAGAUGUCAGGAGUUGAACUGCUGCAAGUCCUUCAAAACCUCUGGUGACCUUCAGAAGCACACAAGGACGCAUACAGGAGAGAAGCCUUUUAAAUGCCCUGUCGAAGGCUGCGGCAGGUCAUUUACCACAUCCAACAUCCGCAAAGUUCACAUCCGAACACACACUGGUGAGCGGCCAUACUACUGCUCUGAGCCCACCUGUGGACGGUCCUUCGCUAGUGCCACCAACUACAAGAACCAUAUGAGGAUUCACACCGGGGAGAAACCGUAUGUGUGCACGGUGCCUGGGUGUGAAAAGCGCUUCACAGAAUACUCCAGCCUUUACAAACACCAUGUUGUUCACACACCCUGCAAACCUUACAACUGCAACCAUUGUGGGAAAACCUACAAGCAGAUCUCCACACUCGCCAUGCACAAACGCACAGCCCACAACGACACGGAGCCCAUAGAGGAGGAGCAGGAGGCGUACUUUGAGCCACCAGCAGAUGCCAUCGAUGACCCUAACGUGAGUUACACAGCAGCAGUGGUCGAUGCAGAUGACUCCGGCUCAGAGCAGGUUCCAGUGGACACCUCGGACAUGGUUUGUCAGCAGCACGUUGCCUUGGUAACGCAGGAGGACGGGACACAACAGCAGGUCAGUAUCUCUGAAGCGGACUUACAAGCUAUGGGUGGCACAAUCACCAUGGUAACCCAAGAAGGCACAACCAUAACCAUCCCGGCCCAUGAACUGACGACGCAAGGUGCUCACUCGGUUACCAUGGUGACGACAGACGGCUCAGAAGAACAGGUGGCCAUCAUGACACCCGACAUGGCCUCAUUCCAAACUGUGGAGGAGGCGGCCUACAGCCAAGAACAAGAUGGCCUUCAUCCUGUCACGUUACUGGCUACGUCCAACGGCACUCACAUCGCUGUGCAGCUCAGUGAUCAGCCUUCGCUGGAGGAAGCCAUCAGAAUAGCAUCAAGAAUACAACAAGGGGAGUCACCGGGCCUGGAUGAUUGAUGGACGCAUUAUGGACUAUGAUUUAGGAUCAAAACCAUCACGAUUGGAUUAUCAACAAGAGAAAUCAAGUCUUCCUCCAUGUUUGUUUGUUUGUUUGUUUUCACAAAAGAACUUAGCUUUUAUGUGUACAUAGUAUUUUGAUAACUGGAGUCGCGCUAUGCUCUUUUGUUCCUCGGCCAAAAAGAUGGAUUGCAGAGGAGAAAAUGCUUUCUAAUGUUUAUGGUGCACAGUGUACAGUGCAGUGUACAGCUAAUGCUAUUUCUAAUAAAAAAGUGUGAUUAAUUGACAGUA
This is a messenger RNA of Scophthalmus maximus (turbot), 2582 nucleotides long. It is a transcript of the gene znf143b, whose product is annotated as zinc finger protein 143b. The transcript has 15 exons. Gene Ontology annotation, biological process: regulation of transcription by RNA polymerase II. The coding region runs from base 411 to 2291 and encodes 626 amino acids. Gene Ontology annotation, molecular function: DNA-binding transcription factor activity, RNA polymerase II-specific; RNA polymerase II transcription regulatory region sequence-specific DNA binding. The record is from RefSeq and is a predicted model, not a curated record. Gene Ontology annotation, cellular component: nucleus. Lineage: Eukaryota; Metazoa; Chordata; Actinopteri; Pleuronectiformes; Scophthalmidae.